UGAAUCGUUUUAUAACCAAACACAGCUGCCGCGCCAGUGUAUGUGUGCGUGCGUGACAGUGUGUAUGUGUGUGUUCAUCCGUAUGUGGAAGAGGGAGAGAGAGUGAGGGUAUCUGUUUGCUUCCCUUUCCAAAACGGAAAGAAAGAAAAAAGUUUGUUCGUCUUUUUCUCCCAGUAACUUUUUUUAGGCAUGAACGCCGAGACGUGCGUCUCAUACUGCGAUAUGACAUCCAUGGAUUCAUAUUAUAGCCCCUCUGCACCGCAAGGUAGGGAUCAUCCGACGAACCCGUUUAGGACAUACCAAGUAAGUGACACCAAAUACAGCCCCACUUUCCUGCCAAACAAAGGUCAGGCUUACGGAGAAAAGUCUCGGAGCCCAUUCCAACAGGAGUGUCAGUCAUUGGAUGCCACCGCUGGAGAAGGCACCUUUAACAAAUACCACCUCUUCAUGCAGAGGUCUUCUUGCAAAACCCCCCCCGAAGGAGGCAAACUGCACCAAGAAAGCGGACACAACGGAGCGCUCAUUCCCUGCUAUGGUAAAGACAGCUCAGGACUGACAGACUCUGACCUGACCCCAAACUCUGACCCCUCUGGGAUGGACGGCAGCUACCUGAGUGUGAAGGAUCAAGGCGUGAAGGGCCCCUCGGACCGACCAGGCUUGGACAUGGCCGGCCCCAUGGACAAGGGCGAGGGUGAGAGCAACAAGGGCAAGAAGAGGCGUAACCGCACCACCUUCACCAGCUACCAACUGGAGGAGCUGGAGAAGGUCUUCCAGAAGACCCACUACCCAGAUGUGUACGCCCGCGAGCAGCUGGCCCUCCGGACUGACCUGACUGAGGCCCGGGUACAGGUGUGGUUCCAGAAUCGCCGAGCCAAAUGGAGGAAGAGGGAGCGUUUUGGUCAGAUGCAGCAGGUUAGAACACACUUCUCCACGGCGUACGAGCUACCUCUUCUAGCCAGACCUGAGAACUAUGCACAGAUACAGAACCCAUCAUGGAUUGGUGGCGGCAGCGGAGCAUCUCCUGUACCAGGCUGUGUAGUGCCCUGUGACUCAGUCACAUCCUGUAUGACCCCUCACCCUCACUCCGGCAGCGGCGUAUCUGACUUCCUGGGCGUCCCGAACCCUGGGGGUCACAUGGGACAGACACACAUGGGCAGCCUGUUUGGGGGUCCUGGCAUGGGGUCAGGGAUCAACGGGUACGAUCUGAACAGCAUGGACCCAGACCGCAAGUCCUCCAGCAUCGCCGCCUUGCGUAUGAAGGCCAAGGAGCACAGUGCAGCCAUCUCCUGGGCAACAUGAUGCCUCAACAGCAGCAGGACAGGGGCCUCUGGGAACCCCACCACGUCCAAUCCAAGCCAAAGCAGAGGGGGGGGGGGCCAGUCUGUGCUACUAUAACAGAAAUAUUGAUAAUCUAAAAUAAUAAUGAUGAUAAAAGCCAUAGCAAAUUGCUGAAGAGGAGAGAAAAGAGACUAACAAAUCUGGACAGUGCACUUCUUUAUUUUGUGUCUCUGAUGGGAGAGACCAGUGGACAUCUGAGAAGAACAACAGUCAUUCAGUCAGUCAGUCAGUCAGUCAGUCAGUCAGGUAGUUAAAGCAUGAGGUGAGAGGCAGGAAAUCAAGAAUCAGACCUAUCCUUAAAGAGACAAAUGAAUUGGUUGCUUGUUGGAAACAAUGUGCUGGUUAUACAGUAGCUAUAAACUAAAACACAACAAAAAUGACAAAAAAGCGGAAUAUAUUUGAACCAAUCCCUGCACUUAUUCAGUUAAUACAGGUAAUGCUGUUUGUACAGAUAUUGAGAUGCGUCUGCUAACACACCUGCUAGUGAGAGUCAACAUAGCUUUUUCUGUUCAGGUGUUAUUAUACUUUCUUGUUUUCUGGUA
Messenger RNA from Oncorhynchus kisutch (coho salmon), 1880 nucleotides. RefSeq names its product homeobox protein aristaless-like 4. The coding region runs from base 190 to 1299 and encodes 369 amino acids. Gene Ontology annotation, biological process: regulation of transcription by RNA polymerase II. The transcript has 4 exons. Lineage: Eukaryota; Metazoa; Chordata; Actinopteri; Salmoniformes; Salmonidae. The record is from RefSeq and is a predicted model, not a curated record. Gene Ontology annotation, molecular function: RNA polymerase II transcription regulatory region sequence-specific DNA binding; DNA-binding transcription activator activity, RNA polymerase II-specific.